Molecule: messenger RNA, 1785 nt
Organism: Penicillium vulpinum
Lineage: Eukaryota; Fungi; Ascomycota; Eurotiomycetes; Eurotiales; Aspergillaceae
Gene: btgE
Product: putative cell wall glucanase (Scw11)
Exons: 1
Coding region: 1-1785 (594 amino acids)
Biological process (GO): cell wall organization
Cellular component (GO): cell surface; fungal-type cell wall; extracellular region
Molecular function (GO): glucan endo-1,3-beta-D-glucosidase activity; 1,3-beta-glucanosyltransferase activity
Source: RefSeq, a predicted model, not a curated record
AUGAAGGGAGCUAUUUUUGCCGCCGCCUUGGUCGGCUCUGCCUUGGCCGAUGGUGUCCACCGUCGCCAUGACGCUUUCCACCAGCGUCGUGAGGCCUCAGCCAGCUCUUGGGCUUCCAGCGUCACUUCAACUCUCCCUCUGGACCCCGAGGAGACCUGCGGCUGCACUACCAAGGUCAUCACUUACUACGGCGCCGCUACCUUGGUUUCUACUGAGACUAUUGCUCCUCCUCCUGCUUCUUCUCCUUCCCCUCCUCCUUCCUCUACUCCCCUCCCCGAGUCCACCACCACUCUCACCAACACUGUGCACUCCACCAGCACCAGCACUCUGACCGUGACUGUCUCGGGCUCUUCCUCCUCGGCCCCGGCCCCGGUCGUCUCUAGCACCGCUGUUGCUACUCCUACCGUGGAGCUGCCCACCCCCGGUGUCAGCACUUUCUCCACCACCGGUGUCUACACCAUCCCGGCCACCACCAUCACCGUCUUCGACACCACCACCGUCUGCGGUGCCACCUCCACUGAAGUCCCCAGCGGCACCCACACCUACGGUGGUGUUACCACCAUUGUCACCACUGCCACCACUGUCGUCUGCCCCUACGCCACUGUCAAGCCCUCCGGCAGCACCGUGACCAGCGUCAUUGAGACCACCACCUACGUCUGCCCCAGCGCUGGUACCUACACCAUUGUGCCUCCUACCACCACCUCUGUGCCCACCAGCACCGUCCUGGUCUACCCUACCCCCACCACCGUGGUGCCCGGUACCUACACCCAGGAUGAGUCCGUCGUCACCGUGACCCGCACUGACUACACCUACAUCUGCCCCGCUCCCACCAAUGGCCUGGCCUCCACCACCGCCGCUGUUGUCCCUACUGUUGUUGCCACCACCACCGCUGUUCCCACCAGCACUGCCGUCCCCGUCAGCUCCAGCUCCAGCUCCAGCGCCAGCUCCACUACCUCCGCCGUCAGCAAGCCCAAGGCUACCGGUAUCCCCACCGAUCUCGGUGAGGGCCAGUGGGGUAUGACUUACUCCCCCUACACCGACGGAGGCGAGUGCAAGACCAAGCAGGAGGUUCUCAACGAUCUCACCGUCAUCAAGGGCAAGGGCUUCAACCUGAUCCGUGUGUACUCCACUGACUGCAGCGGUCUCGAGUUCAUCGGUGACGCCUGCAAGGAGCUCAAACUCACCAUCAUCAUGGGUGUCUUCAUCGAUGGCUCCGGUAUCUCCGGUGCCCAGGAGCAGGUCACCGAGAUCUCCAAGUGGGCCGAGUGGGACAUGGUCGAGCUGAUCGUUGUCGGUAACGAGGCUAUCCAAUCCGGCGUCAUUGAUGCCGCCAACCUGGCCUCUUUCAUCCAGUCCUCUUCCGCCAGCUUCAAGGCCGCCGGUUACACCGGUCUCAUCACCACCACCGAGCCCAUCAACGUCUGGCAGCAACACGGUGCUGGUGCUCUCUGCGGCGCCGUCGACAUCGUCGGUGCUAACAUCCACCCCUUCUUCAACGCCGAUGUCACCGCCGAGAAGGCCGGUGAGUUCACCAAGGGCGAGUUCGAGGAGCUCGAGCGCAUCUGUGGUGGAAAGGACGUCAUCAACCUCGAGACUGGCUGGCCCAACGCCGGUUCCCCCAACGGCGCUGCCAUCCCCGGUACCGCUCAGCAGGCCGUUGCCAUCAAGUCCAUUGUCAAGGCUGUUGGCUCCAAGUCCAUCUUCUUCUCCUACUCCGAUGACACCUGGAAGAACCCUGGUGAGUUCAACGUCGAGCAGCACUGGGGUUGCUCUGGAGUCUUCUAA